Molecule: messenger RNA, 864 nt
Organism: Fukomys damarensis (Damara mole-rat)
Lineage: Eukaryota; Metazoa; Chordata; Mammalia; Rodentia; Bathyergidae
Product: olfactory receptor 1102
Exons: 3
Coding region: 1-864 (287 amino acids)
Biological process (GO): sensory perception of smell; G protein-coupled receptor signaling pathway
Cellular component (GO): membrane
Molecular function (GO): G protein-coupled receptor activity; odorant binding; olfactory receptor activity
Source: RefSeq, a predicted model, not a curated record
AUGGAGAAUUUCACUGAAGUGACCGUAUUUGAGUUGAAGGGGUUCACGGACAGUCCUGAGCUGUGGAUCAUUUGCUUCUUCCUCUUCCUCCUGAUUUACCUGAUCACGGUGCUGGGGAACAUGGGGAUGAUAUUGAUCAUCCGUCUGGAUCCCCAGCUGCACACCCCCAUGUACUUUUUUCUCACUCACCUGUCAUUUCUCGACCUCAGCUAUUCAAAUGUUUUCACCCCUAAAACCUUACAGAACUUACUGACUUCCACCAAGAGCAUCUCCUUCCUGGGCUGCUUCACCCAGAUGUUCUUCUUUAUAGUCUUUGGCACUGCUGAAUGCUUUCUCUUGGCGGCAAUGGCUUAUGACCCCUAUGUAGCCAUCUACAAGGCCCUGCUGUACACUGUGAGCAUGACGCCCAGGGUCUAUGUGCCACUCAUCAUCGCCUCCUAUGUUGGGGGGAUUCUACACGCUGUUGUACACACGGGGGCCACUUCCAGCCUAUCCUUCUGUGGGUCCAAUGAAAUCAGACACAUCUUUUGUGAUAUCCCUCCUCUCCUCACUAUUUCCUGCUCUGACACUCGAAUCAAUGAGCUUCUCCUCUUCCUCUUUGUGAGCUCCAUUGAGGUGGUCACCAUCCUGAUCGUCCUCAUCUCCUAUGGCUUCAUCCUGUUGGCCAUCCUGAGGAUGCGUUCUGCUGAAGGGAGGAGGAAAGUGUUCUCCUCCUGUGGCUCUCACCUAGCCAGAGUGUCCAUUUAUUACGGGACGAUCCUCUUCAUGUACGUGAGACCGAGUUCCAGCUACGCCUUGGAGCAGGACAUGGUGGUGUCCAUAUUUUACACCACUGUGAUUCCCGUGCUGAAUCCCAUCAUCUAA